ACGGCGGCCCCGUUCCGUUCCGUGCUCCGAGAUAAUACAGUCCUGGCGAGAUUGUCGCCAACAUACGAAGGGUCACACUUUUCUUGAAAAGGCAUUCAAAGAGGCAAGCCAUGAGUGUGUCGAUCGAAACGGUUGCUACGGCUCCUUUCGAGGGUCAAAAACCGGGAACGAGUGGUCUUAGGAAGAAGGUUAAAGUGUUUACGCAAAAAAACUACACCGAAAACUUUGUCCAAUGCACCCUGGAUGCGAAUGGUCCGGGCCUGGCCGGCUCUACGCUGGUCGUCGGUGGCGAUGGCCGAUACUUUUGCAAGGAAGCGUGCGAGUUGAUCGUCCGGUUGUGCGCCGGCAACGGUGUGCGCAAGCUAUUGCUCGGCCAGAACGGCAUUCUUUCAACGCCGGCCGUUUCGAGUUUGAUCCGACGCCACAAGGCCCUCGGGGGCAUUGUUUUAACGGCGUCGCACAACCCUGGCGGACCGGAAAACGAUUUCGGUAUCAAGUUCAACUGCGAAAACGGUGGCCCGGCACCGGAUGCGUUCACCAACAAGAUCUUUGCCCUGUCGGGGGAAAUCAAGCAAUAUCGGGUUGCCCCGGUAACGGUAGACAUCUCGAAGGUCGGUGUAACGAAUGCCGACGUGAAUGGCAAGCCUUUCACGGUGGAGGUGAUCGACUCGGUGGCCGAUUAUGUGGCACUGAUGCGGGAAAUCUUUGACUUUGACCGGCUGAAGGAGUUUGUCUCGGGAAAAUCGCGCCCCGGUGGUCAACCGCUCAAGAUGCGCAUCGAUUCGAUGAACGGCGUUACCGGGAACUAUGUGAAUGAAAUCUUCGUCAACUGUCUCGGUGCGCCCAAGGACGGAGUGGUACACACGACACCGCUGCCCGACUUUGGUGGACUCCACCCGGAUCCGAAUCUAACGUACGCGAAAGAACUGGUGGAUACGGUGCGUGCCGGUGACUACGACAUCGGAGCGGCAUUCGAUGGUGACGGCGAUCGGAACAUGAUCAUCGGUCGGAAGGCUUUUUUCGUUACGCCUAGCGAUUCCCUGGCCGUGAUCGCGCACUACCUGGAGUGCAUCCCGUACUUUAAGCGCAACGGAAUUCAGGGGCUCGCCCGCAGUAUGCCCACCGCUUCGGCCGUCGACCGGGUGGCGGAAGCGUUGGGCAAGGAAAUGUUCGAGGUGCCGACGGGCUGGAAAUACUUUGGCAACCUGAUGGAUGCGGGACGACUGUGUCUGUGUGGGGAAGAGAGCUUCGGCACCGGGUCGAACCACAUCCGCGAGAAGGACGGUCUGUGGGCGGUGCUGGCCUGGCUCUCGAUCAUGUCGCACACGGGCAAAAGUAUCGAGGAGAUUUGCGUCGAGCACUGGAAGCGGUACGGGCGCAAUUACUUCACGCGCUACGACUACGAAGAGUGCGAUCUGGGGCCGUGCAACGAGAUGAUGGCCACGCUGGAGACCACCAUCACCGGUGCCGCGUUCGUCGGGCGCGAACUGAGUGCCGGUGGCAAAACGUACAAAGUGAAGCUGGGCGAUAACUUUAGCUACAACGAUCCGAUCGACAAAUCGGUAUCGACCAAGCAGGGACUGCGGAUUGUGUUCACCGACGGCAGCCGGGUCGUGAUGCGCCUCAGCGGAACCGGCAGUUCCGGGGCCACCGUCCGGUUGUACAUCGAUUCGUACGAGAAGGAGAACGUGCUGGGAAGCGCCUCCGAGAUGCUGAAGCCGUUGAUCGAUAUCGCACUGGAAGUGUCGAAGCUGCCCACCUUUACCGGUCGCACCGCACCGACGGUUAUCACGUAAAACAAAGGGUAUCCAGGGUAUCGGAGGACCCCCAUCUCAAUUUGCCAUCGUACCGCAAAAGCGAGUGCAAUACACUAGUACACCGUCGUUACGCUUGAAGUGUGCAUUUCGAUGUUCUUCACAUGAAGUAGGGUUUUAUUUGUCGUUACGCUAAUUUAUGCAAAUGCACCAUUCAAUAAAGUUGGGUUUGUUAAUGUUACAAAAAAUGUUAUUCUUCGGGGUAUAUUUAUGAGCAAAAAACUCAAAAGCACUAGCUGUAUGGAACAACAGAUUGUUAUCAGCCAACUAUGAUGCGUUUGUGAUUUAUUGUAUGUUAUUGGUUUGAUAGCUGCUUUGGGUAAAUAC
Molecule: messenger RNA, 2141 nt
Organism: Anopheles cruzii
Lineage: Eukaryota; Metazoa; Arthropoda; Insecta; Diptera; Culicidae
Gene: Pgm1
Product: phosphoglucomutase
Exons: 2
Coding region: 111-1796 (561 amino acids)
Biological process (GO): carbohydrate metabolic process
Cellular component (GO): cytosol
Molecular function (GO): magnesium ion binding; phosphoglucomutase activity
Source: RefSeq, a predicted model, not a curated record